GUGAUAAUUGUAGGUUAUGUAGGAAUCUAUAAGCGCUGUAUACUCUAUCCUCAACUACACUCAAUCAUGUCACUCCGACACGAAUAUUAUGAAAACGAUGAGCGCACAACCAUUUCGAUCUUCGAUCGUGGCGCUGACCCGGAGAAAGUUUCUAUCAAAUUCGAGCCUCGCAAAGUUACAUAUACCCACGGCGAAAAGAGUCUGACUCUAGAACCACUAAAAGGACAAAUUAAUCCGGAUGCUUGCGAUUACACUGUUGGUAAAGUUAAAGUCGAGGUUCGUUUAGCCAAGGUUGCGCAAGGACGGUGGGGAGGUCUUAUUGGCGACAGUCCAGAUCCUCUAGCAAACUCGGCUAGUACAUCCACACCCACUCCGGCUAGGUCUCAGAAGAAGAACUGGGAUGCACUCACCACUGACAUCCUAAGUGCCGAGAAAGAAAAAUCAAUGGAAGAAGAUCCGAAUGUCGGUGGAGACAGUGCAGUCAAUCCGUUCUUCCAGAAACUGUUCGCCGAUGCAGAUGAUGAUACCAAACGUGCGAUGAUGAAAAGUUACUCAGAGAGUGGAGGCACAACAUUGAGCACGAACUGGGAUGAAGUGAGUAAGGGUCACGUUGAUGUGAAGCCUCCAGAGGGUCAAGAGUGGAAAAAGUGGUCAUGAAGUGGGAGAGGCUAGUAUUCAGCCAGGUGAAACGUUGACCUGAGAGAAAUUUCUUUCGUCCAAAGUAAUCCUUCUUUGAAUGAAUUCUUCCAAGACGUCUGAUCAGCCGAUGAAAGUAAAUUGUGGCCGAUUUGAGCGACCCGUAUUGUGACAAUACGUUCGUUAUGUAGCUAUUGAUAGAUCAGCUUUUGAAUAGGAUACAUAAGUACCGUCCAUCCAUCACACUUAAACUCUCUGUCUUGUUAUGGUGUCCGACAGCUGCCAUCCGAACCUUUGCCACGAAGCCAGCCA
Molecule: messenger RNA, 948 nt
Organism: Lentinula edodes (shiitake mushroom)
Lineage: Eukaryota; Fungi; Basidiomycota; Agaricomycetes; Agaricales; Omphalotaceae
Product: SGS-domain-containing protein
Exons: 5
Coding region: 67-657 (196 amino acids)
Biological process (GO): protein stabilization
Molecular function (GO): protein-folding chaperone binding
Source: RefSeq, a predicted model, not a curated record